Molecule: messenger RNA, 339 nt
Organism: Dibothriocephalus latus
Lineage: Eukaryota; Metazoa; Platyhelminthes; Cestoda; Diphyllobothriidea; Diphyllobothriidae
Source: the annotation of a GenBank genome assembly
AUGGGUGUAAUGAGGCCAGAAUUAAUUAUGAAGUCUAUCGUCCCAGUUGUCAUGGCUGGUAUCGUUGCAAUCUAUGGUUUAGUCGUGUCUGUUGUCAUUUCUCAGCAGAAGGAUAAAUCUACUCAAAUGGCUACCUCACUCAAACAACUAGGUGGAGGGCUAAGUGUAGGACUUUGCGGUUUGGCAGCUGGCUUUGCAAUUGGUAUCGUCGGUGACGCAGGUGUACGUGGAACUGCUCAACAACCUCGGCUUUUCGUCGGGAUGGUCCUGAUCCUGAUUUUUGCGGAAGUCUUAGGGUUGUAUGGCCUGAUCGUUGCCCUGAUUCUCUGCAAUCAGUAA